Symbiodinium necroappetens is the source of this 1010-nucleotide messenger RNA. The record is from the annotation of a GenBank genome assembly. NCBI's taxonomy places the organism in Eukaryota, Dinophyceae, Suessiales, Symbiodiniaceae.
AUGAAAGAAGUUCGCAAUGCUCUCUUCGUAGAAACUCCUGCUGCGGCACAGGGCCACUUGGCUGCACAGCAGCUUCUGGACGAGGUUCGGACAGAGCGUGAGCGCAGGCUCGCUGAAAAGCGUUAUCUGGAGGACCAGAUCAAGAAAUUGAAAUCGGAGGUCGAGGAGAUGGAGGAGGGGCAAGCCGCUACUCCAGCCUUUGACCACGAGAAGGAAAAGCUGAAAGCUUCUGUCAGGCAACUGAAGAUGUCGAUUGAGUCCAAAGAUCGAUAUGCAUGCUGGGUCUGCAAUCGCGCGCAUGAGCGCCAAGACGAGUCUGCUGAAGGCUCCGAUGCUGGCGAGGACUCCGACAAACAUGACGAGUGCGUCAUGAUGCGGAGGCGCCUGGUAGAGAUGGAGGAGGAGAUUCGCGAGCUGACUGGCGAAGGAGGAGCUGCUGAGACUUCUGAGCCCGCUCAAGCCAGGGCCCAAGAGCCUUCUGCUAGAGUGUCCCAUGAACCUCCCAGCGUGACAGAGUCAAGAUUGAGUCCAUCGUCCACUCUUCGAUCUUCUCGAGAUCGAAUGCCAACCCCAUGGACUCAGGCGUCCACCGUGGCAGAGGUAUCUGUGCAGUUCUCGGAUUCUGUCUCGGCCGUCACCUCGUUGGAAGUCCCGGAGAACGUCCCAGAGGUUGGCAACAGGUCCGUGCGCGACCGAAUCCUAACCCCGUUCGUAGCGGCCAACGUGACUGCCUCCGAGGAUCGCAGAGCACUGCUGGCACCUGGCCUGUCAACAGUCGAGGAGUUUGAAGCACAGAGCUCCCGAGAGAGGCUUCGCUCAAGCCGAGACAGGAUGCCUACACCUCAUGUAAGCUCAGAGAUGAUCGAGGAAACUGAGUUCUACGCAUCUUCUGCAAAAACAGUCCGAAUCUCCCCUGCAGCCGACACGGAGGCACCUCACACGUUUUCGCCAUUCCAGCCUCUGGCAGAAGACGGCCCAGCCGAGAGAGACAAGCCACCCCUUUCGUCAAG